AUGGCUAAUAGCAACAAUAUUUUGUUUCUAUGUUUCUUAAUCGGUUUAGGGUUAUGCUCCGCAAGAAGAUCACUUCUCACCCACUCUGAAUCCGAGGCUGAAGUCGCUGCCUAUAGUGGCAUUGAUGGUACUGGAGGAGGAUCUGGUUACGGUGCCGGAGGUGGAGUCGGAUACGGUGGUGGUUACGGUGCCGGAGGUGGAGUCGGAUACGGUGAUAGUUACGGUGCCGGAGGUGGAGAUGGAGCUGGGGGAAAUGGUGGUGGAGGAGGUGGAGGAGGUUAUGCUGAUGCUGGACGUGAACACGGUGGAGGGGGUUAUGCUGCAGCUGGACCUGGACAAGGUGGGGGAGGUUAUGCUGCACCUGGACCUGGACACGGUGGCUAUUGA
Molecule: messenger RNA, 387 nt
Organism: Brassica napus (rape)
Lineage: Eukaryota; Viridiplantae; Streptophyta; Magnoliopsida; Brassicales; Brassicaceae
Product: glycine-rich protein DOT1-like
Exons: 1
Coding region: 1-387 (128 amino acids)
Source: RefSeq, a predicted model, not a curated record